Molecule: messenger RNA, 229 nt
Organism: Paraglomus occultum
Lineage: Eukaryota; Fungi; Glomeromycota; Glomeromycetes; Paraglomerales; Paraglomeraceae
Source: the annotation of a GenBank genome assembly
UUCUAGUGAAUCUGAUCUCAGCGACAAUGAUAAUGUAUUGGAAACGAGAAAAACCAAACGACUAAGAAUUGAACCAGAAGAUGAAAUUAUUGAAGAAGGCGAAAUCGAUGACAUCGAAGAAAUGGAAGAUAAUGUAUUGGAAACGAGAAAAACCAAACGACGAAGAAUUCAACCAGAAGAUGAAAUUAUUGAAGAAGACGAAAUCGAUGACAUCGAAGAAAUUAGAUAA